AUGAAUUUGAACGAAGAAAAUGCAAUCACCAAAAAAAUAAACUGGUUAAGGCAGCUGGAGGAAAGGAACCCAGAGUAUGAAUUGAAAAGAAGGAACAUUUUCCCAAACUAUAUUUCCUUACUUAAUAGUAUAGAAGAAUGUAUAAGAUUAAAAAAUGGAUAUAAAAUGAAUCAAAUAUUAAAAUUAACACAAAUACCUAUAUAUAUAUAUAUUAUUGAUAAUAUGACUGAAAAUGAUUUACGUAAAAAAAUAAAAGAAAGAAAUUCAUUAAAAAGUUUUGAACAAUUAAUAAUUGAUCAUUUUAAUAUAAUAAAAAUAUUGUGUAAUAAAAAUAAUAUAAAUUGGGAUAUGUUAUCAAGUAUAAGUUGUAAAUUUUUAUCAACAUUUCUUCAACUAUAUUGUAAUAAUUUAUGGCUACUUCCCUAUUUAUUGUCUAUAUGUUCCUUUUUAAAUCAUAUUAGUACAUUAGCUGAUUCACAUAAUAAUAGUAAAAAUGAUAUAUUUAGUGAUGAAAAUGAAGAUAUAAAUAAUAAAAAUAAAUAUACUAUUGAAGUAUUAAAUUCUAUAAGAGGGAAAAUAGGUAUAGUAAAAGGAGAUCCAGAAAAACAUGGAGGGUUUGUUAUAUUAAUGCUUCAAUCUAUUAAAUUAUGCAUGAAAUUAAAUAAUAUGCAAAUAACAUCAAGCUUUUUAAAAAUUAUAAAUUCUACAGAUAUUGAAUAUGCAUAUAUUCCUAAAUUAUUUAUUGUCUUAUUUAAAUGUCAAUUAGGAAAAUUAUAUUUACAAAAAAUGGAAUAUGAAAAAGCGGAAAAUGAAUUUAUUUGGGCUUUUUCAAAUUCACAAAAAAAUAAAAUAGCUUUUAGAAAAAAAAUAUUACAAGCCAUAAUAUCUAUACGUUUAAAUAAAGGAAUAUAUCCACCAAAAAAUUUAUUAAAAAAAUAUAACCUUCACAUAUAUAUAGAUAUUAUAUAUUCAAUGAAAAGAGGUAAUAUUUUUUUAUAUAAUAAUGUUAUUCAAAAUUUUUCAAAAUAUUUUUUUGAAAAUGGAUUAAAUGAAUGUAUAGAUCAAAUACAUUUUAUUGUAAAAAGAAAUUUACUUAAAAUUAUUGUCGAUUGGUGGAAUCAAAUUAUUAAAGAUAAUCCAAAUAAAGUAUAUAAAGUUCCUAUAUCUUUAUUUCAUCAUAUUUUUAUAUGGGCAGGGAUAACACAACACCAUUAUUAUUUAGAAACUCUAUGUAUUAUCACGUCCCUUAUUUUGUUUAGAUAUAUCAAUGCUUAUAUUUCAUACGACAAUAAUAUACUCGUUCUCAGCAAAAACGAUCCAUUCCCGCUUUUGUCACAACCUCGUGUCAGCCGAUAA
Plasmodium vinckei vinckei is the source of this 1356-nucleotide messenger RNA. RefSeq names its product PCI domain-containing protein, putative. NCBI's taxonomy places the organism in Eukaryota, Apicomplexa, Aconoidasida, Haemosporida, Plasmodiidae. Gene Ontology annotation, molecular function: double-stranded DNA binding; RNA binding. The transcript has a single exon. Gene Ontology annotation, cellular component: transcription export complex 2. The record is from RefSeq and is a predicted model, not a curated record. Gene Ontology annotation, biological process: poly(A)+ mRNA export from nucleus; post-transcriptional tethering of RNA polymerase II gene DNA at nuclear periphery; transcription elongation by RNA polymerase II. The coding region runs from base 1 to 1356 and encodes 451 amino acids.